AUGAGCUCCGAAAAAGCGCAUCUCCUGAUCGUUGAAGCACGGUUUUAUGACGACAUGUCCGACGCGCUGCUCGCCGGCGCGAUCAGCGCCAUCGAGGACGCGGGCGCAACCUACGACAUCGUCACCGUGCCCGGCGCGCUCGAAGUGCCCGCGGCGAUCGCCUUCGCGCAGGACGGCCGGACGCGCUAUGACGGCUAUGUUGCGCUCGGCAUGGUCAUUCGCGGCGAAACCUAUCAUUUCGAGUUGGUCUGCAACGAAUCCGCGCGCGGCCUGACCGAUCUCGCCGUGAACCACAAGCUCGCCAUCGGCAAUGGCAUCAUGACCGUCGAGAACGAGGAGCAGGGCUGGGCCCGCGCCGACAAGACCCGCAAGGACAAGGGCGGCGCUGCAGCGAGAGCCGCGCUGGCCAUGAUCGCGCUGCGUGCAAGGCUCGACGUGCGAUGA
Molecule: messenger RNA, 444 nt
Organism: Effrenium voratum
Lineage: Eukaryota; Dinophyceae; Suessiales; Symbiodiniaceae
Source: the annotation of a GenBank genome assembly